GUCUAUAUAUACACCAAGAAUUCUCCAUUUGAGAUAACUUCGAAACCAAAACACUUUCAUUCACGACUUUUCUCUUUAAACAUUUUCAAGAACAAGAAAAUCUUAACACUAUCGAGAUAUCAUGGUAAGAUCAGAAUUAGGAAGAAGGAGAUCUUUAUCUGGAGCUGAGAUGGCGCCGGCGGCCAUGAUUUAUCGCCGGGGAUGUUCAAUGAUUCCGACACUAGAGACCAUUUUCGAAGAAAGGUCGGAUGAUUCAAAAGUCAUCAUGGGACAAGGACACCGUCUUUUACUUCUUGUUCCGGCGAUUAUAUCGGCCGUCUCAUGUGUUUUGUUGUUUAGACAUGACCGUGUUGUUCGAUUUUCUUGAACAUGUUUACAAACAUACAUACAUAUAAGUUUUUCGAUGUUUUGUUUGGAAAAUGUAUAAGCAGAAGAGUUAAAUUCUUAUAUAUAAUCUUUUGUACUUCAUUUGUUCACUUCAGUCUCAUAUAUGAAUUAUAACAUGUGUUCUAGUGCU
This is a messenger RNA of Brassica napus (rape), 517 nucleotides long. RefSeq lists its product as uncharacterized. The transcript has a single exon. The coding region runs from base 122 to 367 and encodes 81 amino acids. The record is from RefSeq and is a predicted model, not a curated record. Lineage: Eukaryota; Viridiplantae; Streptophyta; Magnoliopsida; Brassicales; Brassicaceae.